Molecule: messenger RNA, 462 nt
Organism: Arachis ipaensis
Lineage: Eukaryota; Viridiplantae; Streptophyta; Magnoliopsida; Fabales; Fabaceae
Source: RefSeq, a predicted model, not a curated record
AUGGUCAUGGGGGUAACCCCUUUCCACCACUCGAUCCUUGGAGUACGGCUACCAAAGCACUUUGACAAGCUGACAGGUAUGAGGUACGACGGUACCCAUGAUCCCCAAGAGCAUCUAACGGCCUUCGAGGCCAUGAUGAACCUGGAAAGGGUAGGCGACGAAGUGAGAUGCCGGGAUUUCCCAGUAACCUUAGCUGGUCCGGCGAUUCGUUGGUUUAAUGUCCUCUCCCAGGGCUCCAUAACCACGUUUGCCGACAUCAGUCGUUCUUUCUUGACCCAGUUCACCACGUGCAUCGCCAAAGCAAAACACCCGAUUAACCUGCUAGGGGUGACGCAGCAAAACGGCGAGCCGACCAGAAAAUACCUGGACAGGUUCAACGAUGAGUGCCUUGAGAUAGACGGCUUAACCGAUUCGGUGGCCAGCUUAUGCUUGACAAACGGCUUGUUAAAUGAGGAUUUCUGA